Oryzias melastigma (Indian medaka) is the source of this 1621-nucleotide messenger RNA. Its product is annotated as LIM domain and actin-binding protein 1. Gene Ontology annotation, cellular component: plasma membrane; actin cytoskeleton. Lineage: Eukaryota; Metazoa; Chordata; Actinopteri; Beloniformes; Adrianichthyidae. The record is from RefSeq and is a predicted model, not a curated record. Gene Ontology annotation, molecular function: actin filament binding. Gene Ontology annotation, biological process: actin filament bundle assembly.
GGGAUCUCUUGUUGUAUGGCACCUAUAAAAGCUUUGAAACGGUAAUGAGGAAGAAGAGGGACUUUGCUCACUAACGCUUCAGAUCUUGUGAUGCUGCGGAAGUACCUCUGCUUAUCGCCGCAACCAGACACUGACCAGGUCGCUUUUUAUGCAACAACUCCAGCAUGGAUUGGAAGAAUGACCUGAGACGAACCCACUCAGAGAGGAGCAUCCCCUCCGCCAGCGAUAAACCCACCCGGACCGACACAGGACUGCGGGACAAGAUGGUUUCUGUGUCCGAGCUGGUGGCAAGGUAUCAAACAUCAGUGAGAGCAAGUUCAGGUGUCAAAGCAGCUUCAAGGCACAGCACACCUGGAGCGACAAAGCCAGAAAGGACACCGUCUCCCCAACCAAGCAGGGAGACCAGCUUGGAGUUUCUGCUGAGGAGAAACGAGGAGAGAAAACAAAGUGGAGCCAAGCCCAUUUUGACCCGCAGUAAAUCCGUGGGAAGCCUUCAAAACAGCAGCGGCUCCAUUGAGGCCCUGAUGGCUGUGUUUGAACCCAAGGGAGCUGCAAAAACCAAAGUGAGGAGCAGUUUCCCUCCUGCAAGCACCACACCGAACGGCACGGAAGAGAUGCCAGUAGUGAUGAACGGAGAGGCCGAGGACAUGCUGAGCCCUGCAGAGGGGAAGAAGCUACUCACUGAAAACCACAUCAAAUAUGAACAUCAUGAGAGUCAAAAGAGGAAAAGAGGAAGUUAUUUGCAGAGCAGAGAGACAACGCUGUCGCCCAUCCCAAGGAGGUCGUGUCCGUCUCAGUCAGAGCCAUUUCUGCGCUUUACAUGUCUAAAGUGGCAACUCAGGACUCGGCACGCAAACUUUCCAAACCGGAAGAGCAGAGGACAUUUACAUCUGGAAAAAGAACCAAACUAACCAAGUUCCAAUCGGCCUCUCAUGAGAUGUGCUCUGCCUGUCAGAAGCCCGUUUAUCAGAUGGAAAAAAUCACUGCGGACAAAUACAUUUUCCACAAAAUCUGCUUCUGCUGUAAAAAAUGCAAGAAAAAACUAAGCAUGUACAGUUUCGCUCCCUUAAAUGGAGAAUUCUACUGCAUUUUUCACUACCAACAACUGUUCAAAGAAAAGGGGAAUUACGAUGAAGGCUUUGGACACACUCAGCACAAAAACCGCUGGAUUUUGAGGAAUGGAGCCCCCGGAAUGACGGAUGAAUCUGAAGCAUAGAGAGAUGAUGUGAUUGGGACCAGGAAGGAGCUUGUCAAAUGAUUGCCUUUGCUUUUUAUACUGACUGAUCAUUAAUGUUUAGCUAUUUCACUGCAGCUGAGUGUCAAGAAUUUCUAAGAAUUUCUAAGAACUGCAAAUGUAUGCAGAUGUUUACACAUUUAAAAUUCUGGUUUUGUAAGAUUUAUAAAAUUAAAAUCACACUUUGGUUGGCUUCAACAUCAUAUUACUGUAACAACUUUAAAUAAAGGUUUUUGGAGGUUUGGUUUAACCAGAAUGAAAAAAAGAAUCUGAAAAUAAUAGUUCCUUUUGAUGUAAUUUUAUAUUUUUGUGUAAUAAAAAUGAAAUGUAUGUAUAAUUUAUGUUGUCAUAAAUUCAAGAAAUGUGAAAUUGACUAAUAACUUUAAA